Molecule: messenger RNA, 2929 nt
Organism: Coturnix japonica (Japanese quail)
Lineage: Eukaryota; Metazoa; Chordata; Aves; Galliformes; Phasianidae
Product: acyl-coenzyme A thioesterase 5-like
Biological process (GO): acyl-CoA metabolic process; fatty acid metabolic process
Molecular function (GO): fatty acyl-CoA hydrolase activity
Source: RefSeq, a predicted model, not a curated record
AGUAUUUGAAUCGAUCUAAAUUGCAUAGAUCAUAUGCAAUCUGCUGUUAUCUCCCUGGUGGUUUGUGAACUUCAGAUAAAUAUCUGUACUUUCCAGUGAACUACAGUCUCCUCACCUAUAUGCCAUUUUCAGCUCUUUGGUACAGAGAUUUCACCACAUAUACAGCGAAUGCCUCAUCUCAAAUGGGAUCAUCUCCAACUGCAAAACUGCAGAAGGUAUUCAGUGUGGGAUGUUAGAAGGAAUGUGCCAGCACUCUCAGUUAAGAGCUUUCAGGCUGCUGGGAAUAAGAUCCUUCCUCUAGAAAAGCUGUGACUUCUGUACCCUGGGUUCGCCUGCCCUCUGGAAGGACAUGCUCUGCCUGGUAAUUUCCACUUCUGGCUCCAGUGUGCUCUGACCAUCCAAGAAACUCAGCUGCUUUCCAUAAUCUCCACCCAAAAGAUUUCUAUCAUCUGCUUCUUGUUUGGAUUGAAAAAUCUAUCUUAUGUAAGAGAUCAGAACUGGUAAAAGAGAAUUAGUGGCAAAUGAAACUCCCUUCCCUACCCAGCGUAUUUUGUAAUUGAUUCUCUUGACAGAUGCAGCCAACGCCCUCACGCUAACAAUGUGCUCUCUCAUACCAGCUGCCAUCAUCUGGUGAGAGGUGCAAGGCUGUCCCACACCUACGGUAGGCAGAAGGCAACCAUGCAAUGACAGGAUUGUGACUGAGUGGUGGCUUGCACUGGGCAGCAGUUCAUGGGGAGAGCGAGCAGAAGCAAGCUGCCAAAAUGCUCGCGGUCUGUGGCGUCUGCAGGUCUGCAGGCAGCAAAACAGAAAUCUGUUUUGUAGGGAGCCUGUUGCUUGGCCAAGUGUGGGAGAUGGCAGGGAGAGCCUGUGGGAGAAACUGGGUCCAUAUUUGCACACUGUAAAACAACCGCCAGUGCUGGGCAGAGAUGACAGCCUUUGGAAAUGCUCCGAUGGUGUCAGAGCGCUGACUGCACUGAGCACGCCCUGCUGCAGACACAAGCAGGGCUGCAGCCACAGCUCCAGGCAGCCUUGAAAACCUCGCAGCCAGAAUGAGCCCACGCAGUCCCUGCCCAGGAUUCUCCUCCCCGUGUGUGGGAAGCGGCACUUGUACAAAAAGCUCCAGCCCGAAUACAAACACUGCGAAGCGACCUGGGGCUACGGGGCAGAUGACUGCGCUCACCGCGUGCCGACAGAGCUCCCGCUGCUGGCAGAGGUGUCUCUCCUGGCCCGGCCUCGCCCCGCAGCCCCUGCAGCACGGCAGCCCCCCGCACAUCCCCGCGGUGCCCUCGGCUCGCGGCCUCGCUUCCACAGCAACAGCCACCAUCCGCUUCUCGCCGUCCACCCGCAGCCUGUUCGAUGAGCCGCUGGGCAUCGCCGUGCAGGGCCUCGGCCCGCGGCAGCAGGUCACCCUGCGGGCGUCCUUGCGGGACGAGGCGGGCGAACUCUUCGAGGCCCACGCCCGCUACCAGGCGGCGGACGACGGGGAGCUGGACCUGGCCCGCUGCCCCGCGCUGCCGGGCGGCAGCUUCAGCGGCCUGGAGCCCACGGGGCUGCUGUGGGCGCUGCAGCCCCGCAAGGCUUUCUGGCGCCUGGUGAAGAAGGACGUGACCACCCCGUUCCGCCUGCAGCUGGACGUGCUGGACGGACACGGGGACGGCCCCGGGCGGCUGCUGGCCCAGGCUCAGCACGAGCGGGCGUUCCUGCGGGACGGGGUGCGCAGGGUGCCGGUGCGAGACGGGAGGAUCCGGGCCACGCUCUUCCUGCCCCCCGGACAAGGCCCCUUUCCAGGAGUCAUCAACAUGGAGGGACUUGGAGGAGGCCUUUGUGAGCACAAAGCCAGCCUGCUGGCCAAUCAUGGCUUUGCCACACUAGCCCUGGCUUAUUACCACUUUGAGGAUCUGGUUCAGAAGCCGACCAAACUCCAUCUGGAAUAUUUUGAAGAGGCAGUGAACUACAUGCUGCAGCACACACAGGUAAAGGGACCAGGGAUUGGUCUGCUUGGUUUCUCCAAAGGAGGUGAUUUGUCUCUCGCCAUGGCUGCCUUCCUGAAGAAUAUCACAGCAGUAGCUACCAUUAAUAGCCCUGUGGGCAAUUCAGCUUUUCCUCUGUGCUACAAAGAUAAAAUGAUUCCCCCCUUGAUUUGUGAGGAAAAAUAUGCCAAGGUUUAUAAUAACAAUAUCAUUGAUUAUUCUGAUGCCAUGUGUGACCCCUUUAAAGCCCCUGGCAACCAAAGCCUGAUCCCAAUAGAGAAAGCUGAGGCACAUUUACUAUUCAUUGCGGGACAAGAUGACCAUAUUGUCAAAAGUAAGUAUCAUGCCACUGAAACCUACAAAUAUUUGCAGGCUCAAGGGAAGCAAAAUGUUCAGACCCUCAUUUGUCCUGGAGCAGGGCACUGCAUUGACCCUCCCUUUUCCCCUUUUUACCCAAUAGGAAACCAUCCAGUUUUUCGCAAACGAGCUGUCCUGGGUGGAGAGCUCACAGCUUAUUCUAAAGCACAGGUUCGUGCUUGGCUACAGAUACAGGCUUUUUUCCACAAACAUUUAAAUGACAAGUGAUGCGAGUAGAAGGAACGCACAGCUAUGAACAAACAUCUGAUGAAUUAUUUUACAUUUAUCAGGUCAGCUCCCUCUCCCAGCUGUACCAAUACAGCUACAAUGUCUUCAGUGACUUUGCACAACCAUAACUCAGAAAAGAAUUGGUUUUCAUGUUCUGUUUUACAUUUUUGGAUAGGAAAAAUACCCCAUUGUUUUUCUCAUCUGCUUUCUAUUUUUAUAUUUGGCUGUGCUUUUCACAUUACUGUGGCCUCCACACGCAUACUCUAUGCACAACUCAUACUUCAAAACAAGACCUUUCAAAUACUAAUUUUGGUGCGUGGAUUUCACUACUGUUAUGGUAAAUAUCAUAAAUGAAAAUGUUUCUGAUGCUGGAA